Molecule: messenger RNA, 2322 nt
Organism: Odocoileus virginianus texanus
Lineage: Eukaryota; Metazoa; Chordata; Mammalia; Artiodactyla; Cervidae
Source: RefSeq, a predicted model, not a curated record
UGCUGCCUUUUAGGAGCUGAAAUGCAUAAAAGCAGCUGGCACAGUAGAAGGCACGGGAGAAGGGGCCACCGACACAACGCUGGGUUCGGGCAACAUGGUUCUAACGAGAGGAAUGACGCAGGGGCGCAGCAGAGCCCGUGGGCUUCCAGCGAUGGCCGUGGGGAGGCCCCCUCAACCUCCAGCCCAGCUGGCAGCUCUUCUGUGCCAGAUCUACCAGGUUAUUACUUUGAUCCUGAAAAGAAGCGUUACUUCCGCUUGCUGCCUGGACAUAACAACUGCAACCCUCUCACGAAGGAGAGUAUCCGGCAGAAGGAAAUGGAGCGCAAGAGGCUGAAGCUGCUAGAGGAAGAGAAAUGGCAGGGAAAGAAAAUAGCCAGGUUGGGAUUUAAUACAUCUUCCUUACUCCAGAAAAGCAAGCUGGGUUUUCUCAAUUCCACCUGUUACUGCCGUUUAGCCCACGAGCUGCGAGUGAGCUGCAUGCAGAGGAAAAAGGUCCAAAUUCAGAGCUCGGAUCCCUCUGCUUUGGCAAGUGACCAGUUUAACCUGAUAAUGGCGGAUACCAACAGUGAGCGGCUCUUCACUGUGAAUGAUGUCAAAGUCGGGGGCUCCAAGUACGGCAUCAUCAGCCUGCACGGCCUGAAGACCCCCACGUUCAGGGUGCACAUGCACGAAAACCUCUAUUUCACCAACCGGAAGGUGAACGCCAUGUGCUGGGCCUCGCUGAAUCACCUGGAUUCCCACGUUCUGCUGUGCCUCAUGGGAAUUGCAGAGACUCCGGGCUGUGUCACCCUGCUCCCCACAUCGCUGUUUGUCAGUAAUCAUGCAGCAGGAGACCGGCCUGGCAUGCUCUGCAGUUUCCGGAUCCCCGGGGCCUGGUCCUGUGCGUGGUCCCUGAACAUCCAGGCAAACAACUGCUUUAGUACAGGCUUGUCUCGGCGAGUCCUGGUGACCAGCGUGGUGACGGGACACCGGCAGUCGUUUGGGACCAGGAGUGACGUCUUGACCCAGCAGUUUGCUCUCACGGCUCCUUUGCUGUUUAACGGCUGUCGUUCUGGUGAAAUCUUUGCCAUUGAUCUGCGUUGUCAAAAUCAGGGCAAGGGCUGGAAGGCCACCCGCCUGUUCCACGAUUCUGCAGUGACCUCCGUGCAGAUCCUCCAAGAAGAGCAGUGCCUGAUGGCGUCCGACAUGGCCGGAACGAUCAAGCUGUGGGACCUGAGGACCACUAAGUGCAUCAGGCAGUACGAAGGGCACGUGAACGAGUAUGCCCACCUGCCCCUACACGUGCACGAGGAGGAAGGAAUCGUGGUGGCAGUGGGCCAGGACUGCUACACGAGAAUCUGGAGCCUCCACGAUGGCCAACUGCUCAGAACCAUACCCUCCCCAUACCCCACCUCCAAGGCCGACAUUCCCAGCGUGGCCUUUUCUUCUCGGCUUGGCGGCGCCCGGGGAGCGCCAGGGUUGCUCAUGGCCGUCCGGCAGGACCUUUACUGUUUCUCCUACAGCUGACUGCAGGGUGCGGCCUGGAGGGAUGUGAACGUGACUCAAGGGAGCUAAGGCAGCCGUAUUUUUGCCACAAUUGCUGUUUCCAGUGAGGGCAUUUUAAGUGGGUGGUCUAUGUGCACAUGUACCAUCCAUCCAGCUGCUGAGGAAGAGGUGCUAUGUUUUAUGUGGAGAUACUUCAGUAAAGUGAUUUCAGUUAAGUUGUGGGCUCAAGAGCCUUGAAAGUCCUUUUCAUAAAAGGUGCCUAUUUCUUGUUGAAUUCCUUAGGAUCUCUCUCCCCCUCUUUUUUUAACAAAAAAUAAUUUUCUAAAGGCUGAAGGUAGACAGUAACUAAAGCUGCUUUUUUCACCAAAAGCCCUUUCAAGAAGCCUGAUGAGACUGUUAGUAGUCAGUGCCUGGGUCCCAGAAAGACAUCCUUGAGAAAGCCAAGUGAGAAGGGGAAGUCAUUUCUCUGAGUCUUUAGAGGAAGAUUUUUAAGGCUGAGUUGGUCAUCAUUAAAUUCGCCUUCUCAAACUCACUGAACACCAGUGUCAGAUCUCUGGGAUUCUCAUUUAUUACCAUUCAUUGGCUUUCAAAGGAAAGAUGGAUCCUUUCAGAUACUAGGCAGGCCUUAGCAUGCAUUUCUUGAAGCACCUUCCAGAAUGUUAGGUACAGCAGCGCCUGAUUUUAUCAUGGUGACUUGAACAUCCGAUUCAAGGUCCCCAAUUCAAAGAAAAUGGGCUUUGCCUUUUUGUAAUCCAAGAGCAGCAGUUUGUGAGAUGUUUAUACAGUGUUAAUACAAAGAGCUUAUCUUUCUACCAAAUAAAGAACCACAACACGGUG